Molecule: messenger RNA, 4379 nt
Organism: Sinocyclocheilus grahami
Lineage: Eukaryota; Metazoa; Chordata; Actinopteri; Cypriniformes; Cyprinidae
Exons: 13
Coding region: 302-4108 (1268 amino acids)
Biological process (GO): cell-cell junction assembly; cell migration; cell morphogenesis
Cellular component (GO): catenin complex; adherens junction; plasma membrane
Molecular function (GO): cadherin binding; beta-catenin binding; calcium ion binding
Source: RefSeq, a predicted model, not a curated record
CUUAAUAUCAACGUUUACGGGUUCACAUCAUCUUGAGACCCAACAUGUAAGUUUUGUUUCCCUGAUCAAACCAAAACCAUGGGAAUCACCAUCUGUGUUUAACCGGACCUAAACCGAGAAAUAUAAUCCCCAAAAAAGCGGAUAAGAUGCUAAAUGACCACUGAGACUCACGGAGAAUAAGGAAUUAAGAAGAGGAGAUGAAUGGAUCAGCAUCCCACACUGCGAGACAGAGCGUGAGUGAAGGUCGAUCUUAUUGUUCUUCCCCCUGUGGCAAACAUUGUGACUAAUAACGAAGUGAGGCAUGAUGAGUGGCCAUAUCUGGGCUGCAUUGCUCUUUCUGUGCGUGUGCUUAGAGCUCGGGGGAAGCAGUGCUCGUCUAAAAAGAUGGAAGAGUGAGGAAACCGCAAAGAAAGAAAUUCAGGUGGAGCGUCUAUACGUGGAGGAAAGGCAAAGUGAGAUGCCAUUUGCCAACAUAGCCGGAACACCAAGUUUGGCAAAGAAAAAUGAGGAUAAUUUGAGGAUUUCACUAAAAAGCAACAAAGACGCAAUUGAGUCUGUAUCAGGACUGCAUCAUGCACAGAUUGAAGAAACUGCAAAAUUGGAAUUUGAAAUUCGAGUGACUCCGGUUUCGUUGUCUGACACGAGUGUGAACACAGAUUCUACUCCACAUAAUAUGAAUAAUUAUUAUCCCAAAUCCAAAGAUAUCCCUGAAAUCCCAAAGAUGACAUUAUUAACUCUUAGCCAGGACUCCAAAAUAUCUAGAAUAUCUCAAGAUCGUUUCGUUCCCACUGAACUAACUCCUACAGUAGAGGAAACUAAACCUGACAGAUCCACUCUGGAUGGCCCAUCGGAUGCCAGUGUGAUCCCUCUGAAGCCUCCAUCUGGGUUAAAUAGCAGCGGACAGGAAGUGCAAACUGUAAUGAUGGGAAACCAGGAAUCAGACAGCAGUGGUGAUUUCCACAAGACCUUUACUGGACCGGAUGAGAUGCCUUCACAAUCCCGCAGCCGAAGAAGCUGGAUCUGGAACCAGUUUUUUGUGAUAGAGGAAUACAGUGGACCAGAACCGGUGCUGAUUGGACGGCUUCAUUCGAGUGUGGACAGGGGUGAUGGACGAACCAAAUACAUAUUAAAAGGUGAGGGGGCAGGUUCGGUGUUCGUUAUUGACAGCAGAACAGGGAACAUCCACGUCACCAAACCCCUAGACCGUGAGGAAAAGGACCAGUACCGCCUUAUCGCCACGGCAACAGACCGGCAGACUGGCCGAGCCCUGGAGCCUUCAUCCCAGUUCAUCAUCCGUGUGCAAGACAUCAACGACAACCCUCCUGUGUUCCAGGGCGGCCCGUACAGUGCCACCGUGCCUGAGAUGGCCAACAUCGGCACAUCCGUUAUUCAAGUGACAGCCACAGAUGCUGAUGAUCCAACGUAUGGGAAUAGUGCCAAACUUGUAUAUUCAGUGAUUCAAGGCCAGCAGUACUUCACCGUGGACCCGCAGUCAGGUAUCUUGCGAACAGCGGUCCCCGAUAUGGACAGAGAAGCUCAGGCGCAGUACCAGGUGGUGCUCCAGGCAAGAGACAUGGGUGGCCAUCAAGGGGGUCUGACAGGGACAACCACUCUCACCGUGCACCUCAGUGACGUCAAUGACAACCCGCCUCGCUUCACUCAAAGUAUGUGGUCAUUUUCAGUCUCUGAAUUGGCCAUCCCCGGGGUGGAGAUCGGUCGUCUCUCGGCAACAGAUGCAGACCUGGGUGAAAACGCUCGGAUGGACUUUAUGAUCGUGGACGGAGAGGCAGGGGACACCUUUAACAUAACUGGAUUGAACCAAGAGGCUGUGAUUUUCUUAAACAAGGUGGGAGUGAAGAAAUGGAAAUACCUACAGUACUCAGUUGAUCCCGAGUCGGACCCCGAGGCGCUGUUCCGUAUCGCCUCUGACAAUGGCCUCAUCACCACCACCGUGGAAUUGGAUCGGGAACAGGAGCAAUGGCAUAACAUUACCGUCAUCGCCACACAGAGAGAAACACACACGAACAGAAAUGGAAGAGAAAGGGAUACGCUGGACCUCAAUGACAAUGCCCCCGAGCUGGACCGACAAUACAACACGGCCGUGUGUGACUCCAGUGCUGCUGGACAGGUGGUGCAGGUGAUUCGAGCGAUGGAUAAAGACCAAAGCAGCUACAACUCUCCCAUCCACUUCAGUAUUCCUGCAGAGUCCAGCAGUGCUCUCAACUUCUCCAUCAGAGAGCGGGGAGACCACACGGCGAGUCUGGUGCUCUUGUCGUCCCUGAAGACUUUUCCUCGCUCUUCCUCUUUACUUACUCUAAAAAUACCCAUAAUGCUUCGUGACGGUGCAUCAGACCUCAGCAGCACAGGAACGAUUACCGUUACGGUAUGUCCGUGCCAAAACGGAGGCAUGUGGGCAGAAGAACAAAAACAACAAACGGACGAGAAGGAUAAAGUGUCUGUGCUGGACUGGGAGAGGCAGGCGGCGUGUUUGCCUUUACCGUCAAACUCCCCACUGCUGGGUGUCAGCUCGGCCGCUAUGUUGGCCAUCCUGGCCUGUGUGUCAACUCUUCUGGUAGUGGCAGCGCUCUCACUAUUGUUGCGAAGGCAGAAACGGGACACGCAGUCUCCAGUGGAGGAUGAUGAGAUCAGGGAGAACAUCAUCACGUAUGAUGAUGAGGGAGGAGGCGAAGCGGAUACGGCCGCUUUCGAUAUCGCGACCCUGAAGAGCGCCCCCCAGACCAUGCACAGAGCACAGCGGCUUCAGGACAGCAAGAAUAUUUAUUCUCAGGAUGACUUGGACAGCAUCAGAACCUUCAGUUGGAGUCAGAGUUUGGGUUUGGACCCACUCCGUCCCGUCUCUGCACCCCUCUACGGACGAUACUGCUACAGCAUCCAGACCCUUCCAGCUUCGAGAAACAGACUUGGCCCGUUCAACUCCAGGCUGGACCUCGCCAAACUGGCGUACGUUCUUCCUGGCAGCCAAGGCCAGGCCGGCGGCCCUUUAGAAUCCGGUUCUGUAUUUAUCGGCAAGAGCAGGGAUGGAUCAGAACAGAAAAGAGCGGACGGAUCCACCGACAGCAUUCCAAAAGAGAGCGAGACAGGAAGUGAGGUCAUCUCUGAGAGCCACACGCUCAGCCAGGAUCAGUCUGUGCAUUCGGAUCAGGUUCUGUUCGUGAAGGGCUCUAGUCAGAGCGGUUCCUGCUCAGAGGCCUCCAACACUUCUGUGAGCCAUAAACCUGAGUCGUCCCCUCACUGCUUGACCACACGAGCCUCCAUUUCCACCAUCACCACAGAUGACUCCACCCCCGCCUUGGCUUUGGACAAGAAUGGGGACGUUCCACUCAUCAGCACCAGUCAGAGCACAUCUAGCCUGGGCACGACGGAGAUGCCGUUUAGAACGAUGGAAGGUACUUUGGUAAGGGGCGGCGGAGGCAUACCUUUGACCGGGACGACGCUUCUUUGCCCAGAAGCUGCCGGACUAAUGGGCUUGUAUGGGGUGGGUGGGCAGAACUAUGUGCCACACAUAGUGAUGCCCCUCCCAGGAGGGGCGGGGCUGUAUGAAAGGGGGUGGGGCUUGGGGAAUGGGAACGUUGGCCAUGCGAACUCUGAAAAGGCUGGCGCAGAUUCAUUGACAAACCAAAUGGGUGAUUUCCUGCAACACCGUCUAGACCUGGUGACCUUUGACCCCAUGCAGCCGCCAUAUGACUCGCUGCAGACAUACGGAUUGGAGGGGGGCGGCUCACAGGCCACGUCUCUCAGCUCGCUCGAAAGCGAGGCCGAAAAAGAUACAGAGGGACAGAAACACCGAUUUGAGGAGUGGGGACCCAAGUUUGACAGGUUGCUUGAUAUUUUCAGGGAACGAGCAAAAGAAAAAGAGGAUAAUGAAAAACACCAGGGUGAGCGUUUAAAAGAAGAACACCAGGAAGAGGAAAUGAACAAGACAGAAGACGAGAGUGAGACAGAAAUGAGAAAAAAGGAUGAAAAAACUGAUUUGAACGAGACACGGCAGGCCGAGGAGGAAAACACAGAAGAAUUGGAAGCAAAAAGGGAGGAUGUGAUGUCACAUCGUGAGCUUUCAAAAGCAAUAAGUGCUGAAAGGAGCCAAUGAGCACAAUCUGGACAAAGAGAAUUUUAUAUGGACCUGCCAAAAAACAGUAUGUCAGUGUUUUAGAGGAACAGAGAGUCUUAUGUAAGUUACUCGCAUUCAUUUGACAUCCAGCCACACACACAGUGCUUACGUAGUAAAAUACAAACGUCAUCUUUAUCUAAAUCUUUUACAUAUUUCCAGGUUUCAAUCUCAGAUUUUCAAUGUGGUCUCAGACUUUUAUACCCAGCAUUCACAUACAUUUUUUUGGUGAUCAGAUCACCGGUUUUUAUGG